Messenger RNA from Cornus florida, 1496 nucleotides. Its product is annotated as feruloyl CoA ortho-hydroxylase F6H1-3-like. Bases 414 to 1496 code for a protein of 360 amino acids. Lineage: Eukaryota; Viridiplantae; Streptophyta; Magnoliopsida; Cornales; Cornaceae. The record is from RefSeq and is a predicted model, not a curated record. The transcript has 2 exons.
UUAAUAGUUCUCUCAACUUCAAGUCAUUGAUCAAUAUAAGACUAGUGGUGUGAUAUUUGGGUCAGUCAAUGAGGGUUGGAAACAAUGCGUGGAUCAGAGCAAUCAGUCAUUAUCUGCAAUUUUUUUUUUUUUUUUUCUCUUGACAUUAUCUGCAAUUAAAAAUCUCAGGACUAGUACUGUACGAGAAGUAGAAUUAUUUUGUUAACAGUCUAAAAACAAUGCACCUUAAUAGAGGACAGUUGACAAGGCAUGAACAUAGCAAGUCUAGCAACAAUAAGGGGAAAAAAAAAUUGUAGGCAUUGUCAAACAAUACGAGUAUAAAUACCUUUCAUGGGAUACAAACUACACCAUCACCUUUUCUACUCCUUUCUGGCAAAUACCUUAAAGUUCUCAUUCCUUAAAACUCUCUAACAAUGGCCCCGGCCGUGUCCACACUUCUCUCCGGCUCGUCGGAUGUCAAAAACUUUGUAAUGAAAGAAGGUUAUGGCGUGAAGGGUCUUGCAGAUAUGGGACUCAGUGCCCUACCCAAGCAAUAUAUUCAACCUCUUGAAGAAAGGGCUAGUACCAUCAAAAUAGCGUCUGAAGAGUCCAUACCAGUCAUUGACAUGUCAAAUUGGGAUGAUCCGAAGGUGGCUGAAACGAUAUGUGAUGCAGCAGAGAAGUGGGGGUUCUUUCAAAUUGUCAAUCAUGGUGUGCCCAUUGAAGUACUUGAGGAUGUGAAGAACGCGACUCAUGAGUUCUUUGGAUUGCCCGCAGAGGAGAAGAGGAAGUACUCUAAAGAGCAUUCCCUUACCAACAAUGUCCGGUUUGGCACGAGCUUCAGUCCUGUGGCUGAGAAGGCUCUGGAGUGGAAAGAUUACCUUAGCCUCUUCUAUGUUUCAGAAGAUGAUGCUAGUGCAUUCUGGCCUCCUGCGUGCAAGGACCAAGCACUGGAAUUCAUGAAGAGAUCUGAGUUUGUAAUUAGGAGGCUGUUAGAGGCACUGAUGAAUAGACUCAAUGUAAAGGUGAUUGACCAAACAAAAGAGUUCCUUUUGAUGGGUUCAAAGAGAAUCAACCUAAACUACUAUCCCAAAUGUCCUAAUCCUGAGCUAACAGUAGGAAUAGGGCGUCACUCAGAUGUCUCAACACUAACUGUCCUACUCCAAGACAAUAUUGGUGGGCUCUAUGUGAGGAAAAUGGAUGGGGACGAAAGUUGGAUCCAUGUCCCACCGGUCAAUGGAUCGCUUGUCAUCAACAUCGGUGAUGCACUACAGAUAAUGAGCAAUGGACGAUACAAGAGCAUUGAGCACCGUGUGAUUGCUAAUGGAAGCAACACCAGGAUUUCAAUCCCAAUCUUUGUGAACCCAAGACCUGGUGAUGUUAUUGGCCCUUUGCCGGAGGUGCUCGAGAGUGGAGAGAAACCAAUAUAUAAGGAAGUUCUCUACUCGGAUUAUGUUAGGCAUUUCUUCAAGAAACCUCAUGAUGGGAAGGACACUGUUGAAUAUGCAAAGAUUUGA